GUCAUAAUGGAAAACCAACACGACGAGCCAGAACAGCCCGUAGAUGAAGGCUAUAGGCCAUUGAACGUACGCGAUGCACUGAGUUACCUAGACCAGGUCAAGCUGCGCUUCCAAGAUAGUCCAGAAGUCUACAAUCACUUUUUAGACACGAUGAAGGACUUCAAAAGCCAGUCAAUUGAUACCCCAGGUGUUAUUGACAGGGUAUCCUCCCUUUUCCGUGGUCAUCCCGCCCUUAUUCAAGGUUUCAACACUUUCCUCCCACCUGGCUACAGGAUAGAAUGCAGCGACUUAUCCGGUACAAAUCCAACCGGUGGUACUAUCACCGUUACUACUCCUAUGGGUGUUACCACCUUACAAGCCUCUGCAAGUUUCCUCCCUGCAUGGCAAGCCCAACAUCAACCACAGCUCAGCCAGCAAGAAACACUCCCGCCGCCUAGUCCAACGACACAGUAUGUACAAGCACAACAAUCAGGCGCUAAUACUCCAACUGCCGCCUCCACACUCGCCAAUCAAAAACCACCGGUUGAAUUCAAUCACGCUAUCAGCUAUGUUAAUAAAAUAAAGAACAGGUUCAAUCAAGAUCCAGAAACUUACAAAAUGUUCUUGGAAGUUUUACAGACUUACCAAAAAGAGCAGCGCACUAUACACGAAGUUUAUGCUCAAGUCAACCACCUAUUUCAUGGUGCUCCCGAUUUAUUAGAUGAAUUCAAACAAUUUCUGCCUGACACUACCGGUAAUGCUCCCCAAUCUGGCGGUCUCUUUCAAAUGGUCGGUCAGAUGGCUCCGCAAACUGCUCCUAGUUCGGUUGAUCUCACGCAGAGUUCAAGUCGCGGGAUCGGCAGAAAAGGUACUCCAAAGAUUGAUGACAAGGUUAAAAAGAAGAGAGCACCAACUAGUGAGACCUCACAGAAACAGCAAUCAAAGACAAAGAAGCCAAAAUAUGUUCACAGAGAACCUUCUCCUCAAUCUCAAAUGUCCCACUCUAUGCCUCUGCAACAACCAUCGUAUUCGACUGCAAGAAUGGAAGAACCACAGCCAUAUCUCUAUGAAUCACCUUCUAUGAGAUCAGCUACGAUUGUACCACCAUCCAUCCCAAUUGAUAAGACUCUCGCAACUAUCGAAGAAAUGGCUUUCUUUGAUAGAGUCAAAAAAUUCAUCGACGACAAGACAACUUACCACGAGUUCUUGAAACUUUUAAACCUUUUUACACAAGAUAUUAUCGAUGCUCGUACACUCAUCGAUCGCUCACAAUUAUUCAUUGGUGAGAGCAAGGAAUUGUGGGACUUUUUCAAGGCGAUGGUCGGCAUCGUACCGGGUCCUGGUUCAGGUGGACCUGGUGGUACUUUCCAAAUUGAAAACAUCCCUGCUAUCGAGCGUCCAAAAAUUGAGUUAGAAGAGUGCAAAAAGUAUGGUGCAAGCUAUCGUAAAUUACCACAAUCGGAAGUCAGCCUUAGUUGCUCUGGUCGUGAUGCUAUGUGCUGGGAAGUCCUAAAUGACGAAUGGGUCAGUCACCCAACAUGGGCCUCUGAAGACUCCGGUUUCGUUGCACACCGUAAGAACCAUUUCGAGGAGGCACUUCACAAAUCUGAGGAAGAGCGUCAUGAAUAUGACUAUCACAUUGAGGCUAACCUUCGUACGAUCACCCUUCUUGAGCCUAUCGCCGCUAGAAUUGCAGCCAUGGAUAGCGAAGAACGUGCCUCAUUCAGAUUGAAGCCUGGUUUGGGUGGUCAGUCUAAGUCUAUCUACCAGCGUAUCAUCAAGAAGGUCUAUGGUCAGGAGCAUGGUCUUGAAAUUAUCAAUGCCCUGCAUGAAAAUCCAUCAGUUGCUGUUCCAGUUGUAUUAAACAGACUAAAAGCCAAAGACGAAGAAUGGAAGAGAGCUCAAAGAGAGUGGAACAAAGUCUGGAGAGAGCUAGACGCACGUAAUUAUUAUAAGUCAUUAGACCAUCAAGGUAUUGUCUGGAAGCAAAACGAGAAAAAGAACUUGACUUCCAAACAAUUGAUCCUCGAGAUUGAAACUCUCCGUAAAGAGCAAAUCCAGAAGCGUAAAUCAACAUUGUUCCCAAUGAGCUCGUCCACAGGUCCUAUCAGAUCAAGAUAUCAAAUGGGUUUCAUCAUUGAAGAUCAAGGUGUACUUUUUGAUGCCGUCAAACUUAUACUCGCAUUUGUUGAUAGACCGGUCCCGCCAUCAUCUAGCAAUGGCAACAGCAUUUCAGCAUCUUAUUACAACUCAAACAACCAAUCUGUGUAUUCAGCAGCAGAAAAGGACAGAUUUGAGACUGUUUUGAGAGAUCUCAUUCAAUCAUUCUUUAGAAUUGAUGAAGAAAAGUUCAACCAGUAUAUUAGUCCGGCUGGAGGUAGAACCAACACCAGCAAAGAUGGUGAUGAAGAGAUGCAACUAAACGGUGUGCAGGAACGCGCAGAUAGUCCAGCCACCAGAGAUGCAGACAAGCCAUGGACUAACAUCACUGCCGAACAAGCUUCAGUUGUGCAUACUCAAGUUACCAAUGACGCCACACCAAAGCGCAAACACCUUAACUUCUUCUGUAAUUCUACCUACUACAUUGCCUUCAGGUUGUUGUAUAUACUUUAUAAUCGACUGUAUUCGUUCAAAUUAACGGCUCAAAAGCUCACUACGACUAAUUACAAACCGAUGAACCCAUUAGCAAAAGAUUUAGGAUUGAAUGAUACAUCAGUACCACAAGCUGUCGGUAUAUCAUUACUCGAAAAUACUUCAGUGAACGGUCAAGAAACGCCAGCAAGUGCGCAUUAUUAUGACUACUUGCUUGAACUUUGCGAGAGAUUGUUCGAAGGCGAAAUAGAUCAAAACUUAUUUGAGGAGAGUUUGAGAUGGAUGUUUGGCACAAGUGCAUACCCAAUGUUUACAGUCGAUAAGUUGAUAUCACAAAUACUGAAGCAAUUGGGCAGCAUAGCAGUCGACACGAAAUGUCAAGAACUACUUAAUGUAUUACAGAUUGAAAGGAAGGAACCAUCUAGUUCGAACUCGCGUCAAUUCAUCUACCGUAAUAAAGCUCAACGGAUUAUAGGAACAGAUGAGCCACUUUAUCGAAUUGAAUGGAUUGCAUCUACGAAAGAAUUGAGAAUGCAACUAUUAGCGAGGGAAGAUUUGACUAUUGAUAUUGAUGAACGCAAGCAAACUAAAGAUCAAAGGUGGACUUACUACAUCCAAUCUUACUUACUUCAGACACCAACUGAAGGUCUAUUGACAGAUUUGACAUCACCAUUCUUAUAUCGCAAUAUUCCAACAUCUAAUACUCAAAUAAAUGAAGAAGAAGAGAGUAAUCAUGAAGAACCUGAAGAGAUACUUGAUAAAUCUGAAUAUUCUAAUGGUUUAGAAAUGCGUAUUUGCAUGAGAACAUAUAGAAUGUUCUUCGUACCAAAAACAGAAGAUAGUUUCGUAAUCAGAAAGUUUGGUAAUAAUGUGCAAGGACCAGGAAUGAGAUUUGCUAAUGGAAGGAAAUAUAAUCAUAAUUUGAAGACGACAAAUGAGAAUAGAUUAAAAAGACUCAAUCAUUGGCUUCAUAAAUCAGGUCAUGGAGUCGAUCAAGAAGACGAAAAGAUGACAACGAAUGAUGCAAAUGCAGAACAGCAACAAAAUGAAGUUAUGAAUGCAGAAGUAAGUCAGCCGAACAAUGACAUUCAAAUGAAUGAGUAAUUUUUCCUCUUUUUUUCUUUUUCCGAACUUUGUACAAAUUAUUUUAUUUAUAAUACG
Molecule: messenger RNA, 3732 nt
Organism: Wallemia mellicola CBS 633.66
Lineage: Eukaryota; Fungi; Basidiomycota; Wallemiomycetes; Wallemiales; Wallemiaceae
Exons: 4
Coding region: 7-3675 (1222 amino acids)
Biological process (GO): negative regulation of transcription by RNA polymerase II
Cellular component (GO): chromatin; Sin3-type complex
Molecular function (GO): transcription corepressor activity
Source: RefSeq, a predicted model, not a curated record